Exophiala oligosperma is the source of this 1614-nucleotide messenger RNA. RefSeq lists its product as uncharacterized. Lineage: Eukaryota; Fungi; Ascomycota; Eurotiomycetes; Chaetothyriales; Herpotrichiellaceae. Gene Ontology annotation, biological process: chromatin organization; negative regulation of transcription by RNA polymerase II. Gene Ontology annotation, cellular component: pericentric heterochromatin; nucleus. The record is from RefSeq and is a predicted model, not a curated record. The transcript has 3 exons. Bases 1 to 876 code for a protein of 291 amino acids. Gene Ontology annotation, molecular function: chromatin binding.
AUGGGGAAAUCGCGUAAAUGGAGCGCAUGGCACCUGCUGCUAAUUGUGUGUUUGCACGAUCAGCUACGCGCAAUUUCUCGGCCAGGUCUUGCUGCAAACCCAAUAUCUCCCAAACAGAGCAUACUGAGCAUCUUCGACUUCGAGGACUACUGGGGUGGUAUUGGUAUUGUCAAGAUGCCUCGACCACUGUCUGGAGAUGAGGACGGUUUCUCCGACGGUGGCAGUGAAGUCGCCGACAUCAGCCACGGCACACCUCCCGCAGACAAAAAAUCCAAAACACAGCUCAAUGGUGAACUUCACGAUGAGGUCGAGAAAGGUUCCUCCCGCGCGCAAAGCGACGACGGCAGCGAAGCCAGUGAUGAUGAUGACGAAGAAGGCGAGGAAGAGUACGUCGUGGAGGCGAUACAGAGCCACCGAACCAGGAAAGGUGUCAUAGAGUACCACAUCAAAUGGGUCGGGUACGACGAGGCGGAGAACACGUGGGAGCCUAAGGAAAACCUGAUGCCGCAUGCACGAAUCAUGCUGCAAGAAUACCACAAAAGCAUUGGCGGGGUCCCGAGCGCGAGUACCGUCAAGAGGACGAAAUCCAGACAAUCACUCAAACCUCAAGCGUCACAAGAACAACAACCACAGCGCAAGAGACAGAAGAGAAGCGCCGGCGAGUCCAACAACGAACAAGAAUGGACACCGUCGGCAAAGGACUGGGAACCUCAAGUUGACAAGAUUGAAACCGUCGAGCGCAACGAAGCCGGGACACUCAUGGCGUACAUUCUGUUUAGAAAUGGCAAAAAGUCAAAAGUCACAAUGGACAAAGUCUAUCAGCAUUGCCCUAUACCUAUGCUCAGAUUCUACGAGGACCAUCUCAAGUUUAAGUAAGUCCCUGGACUGCUUCUUCUGGAUGAUCUAUAGCUGAACUGACAUAUAUAGCUAGCUGAGCCCCCGGUCCCGAUUUGGUCCUGUCUUGACCAGUUCUGCCCCCUACAUGAUGUACAUCAAAUGCUCCGAGACUUUUGCGAACAAGGGUGAAGGAAAGGUUUCUAUGAUAUUUCUUAUUGACUUUUGGGCUGGUGCUGCUGCUGCUCCUCUGAUAUUUUUGGGCAAAGUAGGUUUGUUACGCAUGGCGCUGGGGUCGUACAAAAAGGAAGGAAGGGAGGCAGGCAGGCAGGCAGUGAUGGUGGAUCUUCAGUCCCCAUUGAGACGUGUGCGCGACGUUGAUUAACAUCGGAGGGCUUGGAGAUCAAUCUUCUUCCAACAUGCGCCCAUGAACAGAGACUGUGGCUGGGAAAAGGUCUCCUUUUCGACAAGCGGUUCUUCAGGGGCCGCAAGACCCGCGGCUGCUGGGGUUAGAGUGCUCUGGAUUGUCGAUAACUCGAGCCCCCUGAUGCUGAUUCUCCUCGGGCAGGCAUAUCUCUGGCCAGGAGAAACUGCUCGAGCUUGGAACCUCUGACUGCAACAAAAUCGAGAAAGCAGCAGAUCUCGUCCAGCAAGAGUGUGCCUCGGGUAGAUAAAAUGCCAGACCACACUAGAGCCAGACUCCCUCGAGGGGUCUUAUACUCUCCGUAAUGAUAAAGAGAAAGACGAGAUGAAGAUAAGAUGAAAUUCAAGAAUGAUCCG